This is a messenger RNA of Strongylocentrotus purpuratus (purple sea urchin), 1107 nucleotides long. RefSeq names its product E3 ubiquitin-protein ligase TRIM56-like. NCBI's taxonomy places the organism in Eukaryota, Metazoa, Echinodermata, Echinoidea, Camarodonta, Strongylocentrotidae. The coding region runs from base 1 to 1107 and encodes 368 amino acids. Gene Ontology annotation, biological process: positive regulation of DNA-templated transcription. The record is from RefSeq and is a predicted model, not a curated record. The transcript has a single exon. Gene Ontology annotation, molecular function: zinc ion binding; ubiquitin-protein transferase activity. Gene Ontology annotation, cellular component: nucleoplasm; chromatin.
AUGGCCUCUACAAGGCAACAUCUGACAGACAGUCUACAAUGUCCAAUCUGCAAGGAUCUUCUCACCAAGCCGAAGCUUCUACCUUGCUCACACACAUUCUGUGAAGGUUGUCUAACCCAAGUCCACUCAACUCAAGCUUGGCGUGAUCAGAUACCGUGCCCUGUGUGUCGCUCUGUUGCCCACGUGUCCAACAACAACGUAUCAUACUUUCCAACCAAUCAAAUUGCCAAGUCCCUUGUAGAAGAUAUCAAAGAGAGAUCGGACAAGAAGAGAUCGACAGACUCAACAUCCUCUGGCCAACGUUGCACCGUGUGUGAUGAUGAUGAUGAUCAAGGACUUGCUACCUUUUACUGUCAGCAUUGUUCAGAAUUUCUCUGCGACUCUUGUCUUGAGCAGCACAAUAGGUUUAGGAAGAAUGUCUUCCACAAGCUCGUUAGUGCUAGAGACAUCGCAUCAGGAGAAAUCAGAAUACAACUUGCGUGUCCAGAACAUCCUCGAGAACUGCAGCAGUUCGCGUGUAUCACAUGUUUGGUUCGCACCUGCUGUAGGUGUUUGGAAGUGGGUCAUCAGCAUGACGGGCAUGAGAUCGUCGGAAUUGAACAGUGUGACAAGUGGCUCAAAGAAGUAGUUGAUUCUUUGCCGGAAGAAGUAGAACAGAAAACUGCUCUGAUACAGAGCCAUUCGUCAUUUGUGAAGGAGCAGAUUGGCAUUGUUCAAAAUAUUAUCGGUCAACAAAGGCAAGAAAUGAAGAAUUUCUAUGAGGGCGCUCACAAACAUUUACGAGAAUGGAAAGACCAUAUGGUUAAAGAGUGCGACACCUAUGAAAGAUCGCUCUGCAAAUCUCUUGAAGAUAUCAUCCAAUGUCAGGAUGACUUACUUGAUAACUUGCAAGCCAAGGUUUCUGUAGUCACCGAAGAGUGUACUUCUCAACGUAAAGACCCGCCGUUGUCUGAGCGUGUCGCACGAGUUAAAGAGCUUCAGGCUCUCGUGGUAAGAGCCAAUCCUGAUGCAUCUCCUGCUGAAUCUAUAACACUCCGUGCAAAAUCUCUGACCUUCCACCAAGUUCAAACCGUGUUUUGGCUGCCAGAUCGAUGGGUUCGUGAAUGA